Molecule: messenger RNA, 3237 nt
Organism: Symbiodinium natans
Lineage: Eukaryota; Dinophyceae; Suessiales; Symbiodiniaceae
Source: the annotation of a GenBank genome assembly
AUGUUAGGUUCAUCACAUCCAAGGCAAUCUGCACGCUUGACUCUGGCAGCUGCUCUCAGCCCUGCUGAACCUAGUGGAUGUCAGAAGCGACCUGGACCUCGCAACAGCAGAAAUGAUUGGGAAUCCUGGCAGCUACCACGCUUAGAGCGAUCUGAAGGGGAAGAUGGCCAUGAUCCGAAGGCAGUGACCGCACAAAGACAGAAGCCAGGUUUUAAACUCCAGUCAGCUUGCAUCCAAGCACUGGGGAGCAUGGGCGACACAGGCGCAUCUAUGCUCACCGAGUGCCUGGAGCGCACAGAUCCAGAGCUACAGGCAAGGAUACUCAAAACUCUGCGAGCAAUCCCCGAGGCAUUGAGCUUCAAGGUGGGCCAAUGCAUCAUCGCCAAGCUGGAAGACGCCUCUGCCGAAGUGAGGCACGGCACGGUUGACUUCCUCUACUACGCUGCAGAGGCUGGCAAAGCACACGAGAUGAUCAGUCCCGGUCUGUCAAGCGAGGAUCCCUACACCAGGCACCUGCACGUUCAGGCCAUGGCUCUGCUGGAGACACUGGCGGCACCAUUCGCUGUUGAUGCAGCCCGUCGGCUGCGCGAUCCGUGCUGGUCAGUUCGCACCUGUGCGAUCCAGUGCUUACGCAACAUGGGCCCUGCUGCAAUUCCCUCACUGGAAGGUGGGUUGCAGGACGCGGACGUGGAAGUUCGGCUUUCUUGUGCGGAAGCAUUGGGUCGUUUUGGAGAAGCUGCGAGUGAUUCCGCGACGGCGCUUGCCAAGUGCCUGUCUGACGAGUCUGAGAUGGUCUGGCAAGAGGCUUUUGAAGCUUUGACAAAGGUUGGUCCGGCUGGGCCUGCCAAACUGGCAGAGUGCAUUCAGAGUGCAAGCACACCUCAGGUGCAGCAGCGUGCAGUCGACUUCCUUGGCGCAUUUGGCAAGGCAGCCGCACCAUACGCCCAAGUCGUUGCUGGCCUGCUGGGAUGUGGCGCGGAGAAGCUGGAGAAGUCUUCGGUGGCAGCUCUGAAGUCUAUGGGAGUGGACGGCGCAGCUGCGGUGGCACCAAUUCUGCUACAUCCGUCACCGCCUGUUCAUGAUUCCCAGAACAUGCUGGAGGACGAGCUGAAGGAAGCGCAACUACAGCGUCGCCUGACUGCUGCUGCUGCUCUCCGGGAGUUUGGUGAGGACAGCUUCGGACAAGCUCAAGCUGUCGCGCACUGCUUGCAUGAGCAAGAGCCGAAAGUGCGCAAGGAGGCCGUAUCCACCUUGAAAACACUUAGCGUGUCGGGUGCGAACGCUUUGGGAGCACUCCUGGACCCAAGCAUCAAGUUGGACGUUCGCGUCCUUGCCAUAGACACACUCGGUAAAAUGGGAGAUGCUGCACGCGAAUGGAUAUCUCCACUGGCAAAGUGCUUGGAGGACAAGGCUCCAGAGGUGAGACGGAGUGCAGCAGUGGCACUUGGGGAGCUGGCAAAUGCUGAGAUGGCGGGUCAGGUGGCUGAGCACGUUGAGCUGUUGGCAGCGGGUGUCCAUGACGGAGAUGCCUUGGCACGCCGUCGAUGCAUCGAAACCUUGGGCAAGCUGGGUCGAAGUGCGAAGCCCUACACAGAAGCAUUAGCACAGAUCUUGGAAGGAAUCGACAGUUGGAAUUGGACACCUGUGGCAGCAGCUCUAGCAGAAUUGGGCACAGCUACUUCGAAGCAUGCAGAUGUCCUCGCAGACAGCCUCGUACACGAUGUUCGGUCGGUACGCUGGAGCGCAGCCAGUGCACUGUCCAAGCUCGGACCGACGGCAAAGGAGACUAUACCGCCGUUGGUUCAGUUUCUGAAGUCCGACGAGGUUUCACUUCGCUGCGUUGGAGCGCAAGCCUUGAUGGUCAUAGCUGAGGGCUCCAAAGACCUCGAAGAGUCAUUCCUGCCUUUGCUUUCGGACAGUGAUGCAAAAGUGCGAGAGGCUGCGUGCGAGGCUUUGGCAAGAUGCGGCUGCAAGCAGACGGAGAAGCUUGCGGAGAAGCUCACUGACCCAGAGACUUUUGUUCGACGUGCUGCAGCCACGAGCCUGGGGGAACUCGGAGAGCCUGCAGCCAAGCAUGCAGGCGACCUGGUGGAAUUGCUCCUGGACUUCCACACUGCUGUUUCUAUGGCAGCCGCAAGGGCACUCGUUGCAUUGGGGCCUCCUGGAGCAGAAGCACUCAUGCAGAGGCUGCUUAAGGGAGGCACGCCGCGCGAGGAGGAAGAGAAGAAGGGAGACGAGGAGGAUGAUGAUGACACCGAGCCAGAAAAUGGUACUUUGGAGCGAAUCAUGCUCGAUGCAUUACAGGGAGCACCAGACCACAUCAUUGAGCCGUACGCCGAUGUGCUGGUUGUCUUCCUGGCUGCCAAUCAGCCAGAGAUUCGCCUUGCAUCAUGGGCUUGUCUAUCAAAGGUGUCAGAGAGCGCUUUUGAGUUUAUGGUCAAGCGGGCCACUGACUCGCACAUUGUCGUGCGUAGAGGCGUGGCGGAGGCGAUCGCGUUCUUGCUGUCGGGCAAAGAUGUGAAAGAAUCGCCAACUGGCAUGCAAAGGAAGGCAGCAGAGACCUUGGCCGAGCAGCUUACAGAUCCCAGCGACGUCGUCAGACUACAGGCUUGCGAGGCAUUUCGUCGAAUUGGUGGACCACUUGCCGAAGCUCAUAUUGCUGACUUGGCACGGCGGCUGCAGGAGCAUGAUGUCCGCGUGUACCGAUCUGUGAUAGACGUUCUUGGCAAUAUGGGAGCGGCUGCGGCGCAGCAUGUCUCGCUGAUUCGAGCGCGGCUUGAGGUGCCAAAUGUGCAAGUGAGACGAAGCGCCGCCGCUGCAAUGGGCAAAAUGGGCGCAGCUGGAAUUCCCUCAGUGCCGAUGUUGGUGACCCGGUUGGAGGAAGAUACUGAUGUCCUGGUCAAGAAAUCCGUAGUGGAGGCACUGGGCACUCUGGGUUCUUCCAGCAGGCAGUCGGCCCUGCACAUCGCGAAGAUGCACGCAAAUCGCUUGGCGUCCCAUUUGAUCAUGAAUGAAGCGGCAUGCAUUCGGCAAGCGUGCGCCGAAGCUCUAGGACAGCUUGGCCCGCCUGCUUGCGGCUGCCUCCAUGAGCUCGUUCUGGCACUGAAUGACUCUGAGAUGCAGGUCCGGAGGGCUGCGGCCCACGCCCUCGCUGGACUUGGCGAGGGUGCUGCUCCAGAGGCUGUGGUGCGGCACUCGGUAAUGUCUUGCGGUUCGUGUGCUCUAGCGCUACGCUAG